Molecule: messenger RNA, 2139 nt
Organism: Rhineura floridana
Lineage: Eukaryota; Metazoa; Chordata; Lepidosauria; Squamata; Rhineuridae
Product: vomeronasal type-2 receptor 26-like
Exons: 5
Coding region: 1-2139 (712 amino acids)
Biological process (GO): G protein-coupled receptor signaling pathway
Cellular component (GO): membrane
Molecular function (GO): G protein-coupled receptor activity
Source: RefSeq, a predicted model, not a curated record
AUGGCCAUCAUUUCAGCAAUCCACAAGAUUCCGCAGCUUGUUUAUGGAUCAUUUUUGCCACUAAAAGGUGUGAAAAUGCUAUUUCCAUUUUUGUACCAGAUGGUCCCAAAUGAAGCCCAACAGCAUAUAGGAAUUGUGCGGUUACUCCAGCAUUUCAGAUGGACAUGGAUUGGGCUCUCGGCUGUGGAUGAUGAUAAAGGGGAAAGGUUUUUACAGACAAUUGUACCAAUGCUUUCCCAGAAUGGUAUCUGUUAUGACUUCAUAAUAAAAAUACCAAAAUGGAAUUAUGUAGAUGAAAUGAUAGAUUUGGUUUUAAAGCACUUGGGAAGUUAUACUAUUGUCUUUGAGAGAAAAGCCAAUGUAUUUUUGGUUUAUGGAGAACCUCCAUCCUUUCAGGUUUUGAGAAUGCUGUUGUUUCUAGCACCCUUCUUGGAAUUGCCACCUCUGGGUAAAAUGUGGAUUAUUACCUCCCACUGGGAUUUUGCAUCACUUUCUGUUCAGAAGAUCUGGGAUAUACAGACCUUUCAUGGCUCCAUAUCAUUCACAGUUCAUUCAAAACAGCCAUUGGGAUUCCAAAAAUUCAUUCAGAAGAUCAGACCUUCCUGGGCAAAAGGAGAUGGAUUUAUCCAGGAUUUCUGGGAACAGGCAUUCAGCUGCUCAUUGAAAAUGUCUAAGGGGCAGGAUGAGGAAAAGAAAACCUGCACUGGGGAGGAAAAGCUGGAGAGCCUUCCUGGAAUUUUGUUUGAAAUGAGCAUGACUGGCCACAGCUACAAUGUCUACAAUGCUGUCCAUGCCGUGGCACAUACUUUGCAUGCCCUAUACAAAUCCAGUUCCAAGCAGAGAAACGUGGUAGAGAGACUGGGUUUUCAGAAAGUGCAGCCAUGGCAGGUCCAUCACAUUUUAAGGAGCAUCUUAUUCAACAACAGUGCUGGAGACACUGUCCACUUUGAUGACAAUGGAGAAUUAGUGGCAGGUUUUGAUCUUACAAACUGGAUGAUUUUCCCCAAUGGCUCAGUGGUUAGGGUCAAAGUUGGAAGACUGGAACCUCAGGCCCCUCCAGGCAAAGAGUUAACCAUUCAUGACCAAAUUGUGUGGCACCAAAGCUUUAACCAGGUUCUGCCCCUUUCUGUUUGCAAUGACAACUGCUAUCCUGGCUACAGCAGGAAAAAGAAGGAGGGAGAGAAAUUUUGCUGCUAUGAUUGUGCUUCAUGUCCAGAAGGGAUGAUCUCUGGCAAGAAAGAUAUGGAUGUCUGUGUCAAAUGUCCGGAAGACCAGUAUCCUAACAAAGACCAAACCCAAUGCAUUCCCAAGGCUCUAAGCUACCUCUCUUACAAAGUAACUUUAGGGAUUGUUUUAGCUAUUUUGGCAAUUUCUCUCUCAUUGCUCACAACAUUAAUACUUGGAAUUUUCAUGAAGUACAAGGACACUCCCAUCGUCAAAGCCAAUAACCGGACCCUCACCUACAUCCUUCUCAUCUCCCUCCUCCUUUGUUUCCUCUGUGCCUUGCUUUUUAUUGGGCAGCCUGGAAAGGUGAUCUGCCUUUUCCGGCAAACAGCUUUUGGCAUCAUCUUCUCUGUGGCCCUUUCCUCUGUGUUGGCAAAAACCAUCACUGUGGUUCUGGCAUUCAUGGCAACCAAACCAGGUUCCAGUCUAAGGAAAUGGGUGGGAAAAGGACUGGCAAAUUAUGUUGUCCUCUCCUUCUCCUUUGUUCAAGCUGGAAUUUGUACUCUUUGGUUAAGUACGUCCCCUCCAUUCCCAGGUACAGAUAUGCACUCGAUGAAUGGUGAAAUCAUACUGGUAUGUAAUGAGGGUUCAGCUACCAUGUUUUACUGUGUCUUGGGUUAUAUGGGCUCCCUGGCUAUUGUCAGUUUCAUUGUAGCUUUCUUAGCCAGAAAAUUGCCUGACAGUUUCAACGAGGCCAAAUUUAUCACUUUCAGCAUGUUGGUGUUUUGCAGUGUUUGGUUGUCCUUUGUACCAACCUACCUGAGCACCAAAGGGAAAUACAUGGUGGCUGUGGAGAUCUUCUCCAUCUUAUGUUCUACUGCUGGAUUACUUGGUUGUAUCUUUUUCCCAAAAUGUUACAUUGUUAUGAGACCUGACCUGAACAACAGGGAUCAACUAAUGAGGAGGAAAAAAUGA